Messenger RNA from Micromonas pusilla CCMP1545, 738 nucleotides. RefSeq lists its product as uncharacterized. The coding region runs from base 1 to 738 and encodes 245 amino acids. The record is from RefSeq and is a predicted model, not a curated record. Lineage: Eukaryota; Viridiplantae; Chlorophyta; Mamiellophyceae; Mamiellales; Mamiellaceae. Gene Ontology annotation, biological process: nuclear mRNA surveillance; poly(A)-dependent snoRNA 3'-end processing; U4 snRNA 3'-end processing. Gene Ontology annotation, cellular component: nucleolus; cytoplasmic exosome (RNase complex); nuclear exosome (RNase complex). The transcript is spliced from 2 exons.
AUGGAGUACGUCAGCCUCGAGGGCCUGCGCCUCGACGGCCGCCGCCCGAAGGAAACGCGGCAGAUGCGAUGCGCGAUGGGCGUCCUCCCCGCCGCCGACGGCAGCGCGGAAUUCCGCGCGGGCAACACGCGCGUCAUGUGCGCGGUCCACGGCCCGCGCGAGUGCGUCAAUCGCGGCGAACGCGACGACGAGCGAGCGAUCAUCAAGUGCGAGUUCAGCCAGGCUGCGUUCAGCACGGGCGAGCGACGCGCGCGCGGGAAGGGCGACCGGCGCUCCGUCGAGCUCGCGCUCGUGAUACGCCAGGCACUCGAGGCGACGGUGCUCGUCCACCUCGCGCCGCGAUCGGAGAUCAACGUGAUGAUACAAGUGCUCCAAGCCGACGGCGGCGUGCGAGCCGCGGCGAUCAACGCCGCGGUCCUCGCCAUCGCGAACGCGGGCAUCCCGAUGAAGGACACGAUGGCGGCGUGCAGCGCGGGGUAUCUGGACGGCACGCCGCUGUUGGAUCUGAACUACGUCGAGGAGGGGGGCGGCGGCGUCCGCGUGCACGUCGCGACGCACGCGAGCCGCGGCGAUAAGGUCGUCGUCGUGCAGACGGAUAACAAGGCGAGCGUGGAGGUGUUCGAGCCCGUGCACGCGCUCGCGGUGGAGGGGUGCGCGGUCGUGCAGAAGGUGAUGCGCGAGGCGAUGAUCGAGCACACGUCGAUCUUAGCCACGCUCAGAGGCCGAGAGGCGCUUUAG